AUGCUCGGCUUUAAUAUCCCAGCUACCGUAGCCUCCUGUGCUCUACGUAAUCAAACUGUCAAAUGUCCAUUCUCCCUCUACAAUGUUACUGUACUUGGCGAGGCCCAUAGGCUUGCACCAAAUAACGAUAUCACGGGCAGCACUAUCUUCAAGGCAUUCAUUGGAAGUGCCUGCGCAUCACUCAUCGUUUCCCUCUGUCUCAUCAUCGACAAAGUUGUACUCCACUUCUAUGACAAACACUCCGAUGAAGAAUCUAGAUUACAUCACCGCUUCUACCUUCAAGCCCUCAACAGUGUCACCACCUUGAUUCACACAAUCAGCGACCAGGCAUUUGUGGCAUGCUUAGCACUCCUCUUCACGCUCAGUCAACAAGCCUGCACAAUAUCCGCGUACCACUACAAUCUCGUCUGCCUUAUGCUGGUUAUGGGCAUAGUCACGCACCUCAACACUCUCGUCUCCGUGCCGGAUUUCUUCACCAAAGGCAAGAUCGUUGCUACAUACCGGGUUAUCCUCAUCAUCAUUCAGAUGGCCCUUACAGGAGUUGCUCUCUCAGCACGUCACCACACGAGUUUUCCACUAGACCCGAGCGGAUUAGCUGCUUUACCUGCCGCCUGUUUUGCCAACGCGAACGCUGGAGACGGCUUGGGAUUUGCAGGUAUCAUCGACGUGGGAGCGAAUGUCACAGCCGGAAUCGGGUCCAACUCUACGUCCAACUCUACAUCGACCACAGGCACAGAAUCAGCUACAAAGGGGAUGGGGAUCUAUAUUACACUCAUGGUGUUCGGAUUCUUCGCUUUGCUAAUUCUUAUUGGUGAUUGGAUUGAGGAAGCCUUUGCCAAUCGCAAACACAAAUUCCGAUGGUUUAGUAUCUUCAUCUCGGUUGCAAGUUUAAUUGCUAGCAUAGUCAUUGUAUUCUACGCGCUUGCGCAGUACAAUGCUCUUGUUAACGGCAUGGAAAUCCCCAAGUGGUACAAGACGACCAUUGAAGACAAGUGGACAUUCUCGCAGUAUAUGCCUGUCAUUCUGUUAGCGAGUGCUUCUAUUCCUCUUUUUAAGGCCCUAACAGAUUCACUCCUUGGUCUCAGCGGUCGACGCUUUGAGGUUGGGGUUAACAAGCUUGUUAAAGGGGCAGGAGCUGUUAAAUAUAGCGCGCAGACGGCCGGAUACCAGUUGCCUGGAUACUAG
Venustampulla echinocandica is the source of this 1185-nucleotide messenger RNA. RefSeq lists its product as uncharacterized. Lineage: Eukaryota; Fungi; Ascomycota; Leotiomycetes; Helotiales; Pleuroascaceae. Bases 1 to 1185 code for a protein of 394 amino acids. The record is from RefSeq and is a predicted model, not a curated record. The transcript has 3 exons.